AUGACCUGCACAUACGGCCCCUUCCCGCCCUCCUCCUCCCUCUCCUACCUCCUCCCCAGACAACCUUCCUCGAACUACCCCCACCGCACCCGCUCCCUCGCCCUCGGCGACGGCACCGCCGAGCUCACCAAGUUAUCCCGCGACCUCGUCAAAAGCUUCAACGCCCGCGACUUCUCCCGCGCCUACGCCUACACCUCUCCCAAGUUCCACGCCCGCCACAACAAUCUGGCCGUCGAGCUCGACAGAGAUGAACACUUUGCGGCGUACAAGAUGAUGUUGACAGCGAAUCCGUCCUGGAGGAUGGAUGUGGCGCUGGAUCAUGCGGAGGUGGAUUUGAUUGCGGGGCAGGCGCUGGUGUGGAUUUUUGUGAAGAUUAGGGGGGAUGUGGAGGGGGUUAGUAGGGAUAGUUUGGGGCUGUUGCAUUGGGUUCGGAGUAAAGAGGGUGUUUGGGAGGUGGUGUAUCAUUGUGGGUUUAGGAGUUGUGGGGGGUUGAUUUGA
This is a messenger RNA of Fulvia fulva, 498 nucleotides long. RefSeq lists its product as uncharacterized. The coding region runs from base 1 to 498 and encodes 165 amino acids. Lineage: Eukaryota; Fungi; Ascomycota; Dothideomycetes; Mycosphaerellales; Mycosphaerellaceae. The transcript has a single exon. The record is from RefSeq and is a predicted model, not a curated record.